AGUUCAACUCCCAGUCAUCCAGUCAAUGAAAACCCUUUUUAUAAAAGACAGAUUUUGUUGAUGGAGGCAGCCAUACACCAAUAGUAACAGCCCUUAGCAUAGAUGAUACAAACAUUGGGCAAUUAGUAUAUAUGGCUUUCAGCCAAGAAAACAAAACUUGUCAGCACAAUUACAUCCUCAGUUAUAGUCUGCAAGGUAUUUUUUGUUGUAAGGUUUGCUAAGCUGAUAAGUAUUUGGUAGUUUAUAUUCGAUUGUGCAUGUGCCUGUGCCCGUAGCUGUGAAGUUUAUGUACCGCCGGGAUUUAAUAGUUAUCAUACAAAUUAUCUUUCAUUUACACGCGUAUAUGUGUGUUAUGUCUAUGUGGGAAGCCGCCAUUUAGUAGGUUCGCACUGGCGAUUCGUCUUUACGCAGAUUACAAAGGAAAUUGGGAAGGUGAACUGAAGUGAACACAACAGAUUUUUGUUCUUACAUGGGAAGCACUGUAUUCAUCCAGUGCAGAGAUACAGACAUAAAUAAAUUACAUACAUUGUGGUGCUUGUCAAGAAGUGAAUUCGUUCAGUUAAGAAAAUUUAAUUUUUGUCUAGAUGGAAUAGAAAUAGUGUCAGAGGUGUUCAGUAUAAUAAGUAGGAAUUAGAAGGUGCAUGGAAUAACAGGAUGAGAUAUCAAGUAAAAGUGUAAGAUAAAAGAUGGUAAAGUAAAUCUUUAUUGCAUGUAGCUAUUUAUCACAGCCUUGACAGAUCUAGUAUUUGAAAGUAAAAUAGGAAGGAUGUUGGAAGAAUGUACAGAAGAGCUGAAGAUUGGGCAUAUUUGUAAGAAGAAUAGAAAGAGAAAAAAAGCAUCUGUGGAAGAUUGGAAUACAGAAUCAGUUCUGCCGAAAAGUCGUGUCAAUUAUGAAGAUGAAACUAUGGAGAAAGGAGAAACCAUUUUAUCAAGUGUAAAUAUUAAUGGUUUGCAGGAGCCUUGCGAUAGAGACUUCAUUCCUGGAAAGCAUAAAAAGAAGAAGCGUGGACACACAAGGGAUCAGAAUAGUUCAGAGUUUCACAAUACAAAAGAAAGUGAAAAUGUGACUAUGUCAGAGUGUUGUGAAGAUUUGGAGAGGACAGAGGAAGGCUUUGAGAAAUUGCCAUCACAUGAACAAGGAGAUGAAGCUGAAGAAACGUAUAGAGCCGUGUUAGCUGAAGCAGAUUUUGAUCCAGAAUUAUCAUAUGUACUAAGAAAGAAAUUAACGGAUACGGAGAUAGUGGUACCAGUAGAUGUUCCGGCAUCCCACUGUGUUGAAACGCGUUUGACACACGUACCCACAGAAGGACAAAGGGAGCUGCUUGCUAAUCUUGGUGUGCAGUUAAAGUCAAAGAAAUUUACUCCUGUUGAAGAUUCUGUCAUUUGCGAAAACUGGGAACGUUUUAGCCGGGAGUAUGGUUUUGAAGAUACAGCACCAUUUAUGCUGCUUGGACAAAAAUUUUUCCCCAUGAAGUAUUCUGAACGAAAACAUUUUGUUCAGUAUUUGGGAAGUGGCCUCCCACAUCGAACACUGUACAGCAUAUAUGCAAGAUUUCGGACUUUAUACAGGCCUCACGUGAAAGGAAAGUUCACUGAAGCAGAAAAUUAUCUUAUUAUGCGCCAUUUGUCAAAAGGAGAUGAUAAAAAUGCAUUUUCAACUCUGGCAAACCUUCUCAACAGGGACAGACUCUCUGUUUAUAAGAGAUACAAGUGGCUUCAACAAGAGCAAUCAGGACAAGGACGUAUUACUUGGAAUUUGCAGAAGGUGGAAAUGGUAAUAAAGAGCCUUUUGAAGGUUACCGGUUUAAAAGAUGUGAACGAUCUGUACCAUAAACAUAUUACUUCAAUGGAUUGGAGAAAAGUUGAAAAAGAUUGUGGAAUUAACGCAGAAUAUGUAAGAGACAUUUGGAGGAAUAAACUGUCCACACAGUUGUUUUGCCCAGAGCCAAUAUACUUACAGGAAAUUAGAAUUAAACUAAUAAUGAGACUGUAUAUGGACCGUGUGAAGUGGUGGCAAGAUAUAAGUUGGGCUGAUAUUGCAAAAGAUUUUGGUGUUGGUCCAAUGUUCUUGUGGGGAAUAUUUCGAAAACUGCUUAAGAAAUGCUAUCCAUAUAAGGAUUGGGAUUACUUCAGGACUCAUUUCAGGGCUACUAUAAAAGACUUGAAAAAGCGGCACAUACCACUCUUAGAAAACGACGCUAAAUGCUACCGCCUUCAGAGGUUGAGAAUGGGGCAAGAUGGAAAGUUGUUCGUUCUUGAAGAAGAUAAUUAUUUGGUAUAGACAUUUUGGAAAUUUGUACCACAAAUUAUUUUUUCUAUUAACAAAACAUAUCUGUAUUUAUAUUUUAUUACCCAUGUCUCUUAUGAUACACUACUAGAAAGCACUAGCAGACAAAUGAGGGAUGAGUAGAAAUUGUUUGGAGGCAGCAGGCUUGUCACCUGUUACCUUGCCUUGCCUUGGGCGACUGUCCGGAACGGGCCAAGGGCCCAAUCCUUGAUAGAUGACGAUAUUUGUAUUUUUAACCCAGUGGAUUUUGUUUGUUUAAGAUUGUCCUCUUUUGUCAGUUUUGGUUUAAGUCACAUGGGCAGGACUACAACUGCGGGCAACACUUAUCGCUGAAAACCGUAUUCAUUCUGCAGAAAGGUUUAUUCAUCUCAGACACUCCAGUGUUAAAAUUGAAUUAGGUAGAGGGUUAUCAGAUAUUUUUAUUGUCAAAUUAAAUGUGAAUCACAUGAUAGCAGGUUAAUAAAGUUUACUGACUUUGAUCCACACCAAUGAAACAAGAAGUUGUGGGAAAAACUUACAAUGCCAUGUUUGUAAUUCGUAAGAUAAAAAUAAAUACAGAUUUAUGUA
Messenger RNA from Zootermopsis nevadensis, 2854 nucleotides. Its product is annotated as cyclin-D-binding Myb-like transcription factor 1. Gene Ontology annotation, biological process: regulation of transcription by RNA polymerase II. Gene Ontology annotation, molecular function: DNA-binding transcription factor activity, RNA polymerase II-specific; RNA polymerase II cis-regulatory region sequence-specific DNA binding. The record is from RefSeq and is a predicted model, not a curated record. Gene Ontology annotation, cellular component: nucleus. Lineage: Eukaryota; Metazoa; Arthropoda; Insecta; Blattodea; Termopsidae.